Messenger RNA from Paramecium primaurelia, 3324 nucleotides. Lineage: Eukaryota; Ciliophora; Oligohymenophorea; Peniculida; Parameciidae. The record is from the annotation of a GenBank genome assembly.
AUGAACGAGAUUGCCUAUCCCUAGACCUAAUUCCAAAGAUACUCAUCUCGCCAAAUUAACAAGGUUACUUACUAUUGUCAAUCUCUGAAUGCACCAGACAAGGAUAUUUUAGAAAAGAAAAACCAAAUAUAUAAAUGGUAAGUGAGACACAUUAAUCAAGGUUGAGAAAUUUGCCAAAAAAACAAUUAGAACAAGUAUUAUCCUUCACCUCUUAUUACAGAGUUAAUUGCUUUCUAAAGAUGUUUAAAUAAGAUUAAAAUUAACUUCAUGAAUAUUGGGAAUUGGAUCAAAGUCCAUUUGUAGUUGAUGUAAAAAUUAAAUUAAAUGAAUAAUAUUAUGUGAGAGAAUGUAAUAGAAUAAAUAUGACUAAUUAAUGGAUAUAUGCAUAAUAAGUAUUAUAUUGCACUAAAAAAAAUAGUAUAUUCUUGAUCAUACAUACAUUUCAGAUUAUGAAUGGCUUUUUGAUACUAUUACAAUUAAAGGAAAUAUUGAUGAAAUUAUUUAAUCGUUUGAAAUACUAUCUUCAUAAUCAAUAUUUACAAAAAGUUGGAGAAUUGAGACUAAUGAGGACGAGGAAUAUUCAGAAAUUAAUUUUGAUUUAUAUUAAAAGCAAAAAGCAUUCAGGACCUUAUCAGAACAUAUAGUAGAUGAAAUAGAAAAGGCCAUUUUAAUUAAGUAACAUUUUGUAAAUACAACUUAAGAUUCUAAUAAUUUGAACAGAAAUGCACUUAUACUAAAUAGGAUUAAUUAAUUAACUUUCAUUAAAUUGAAUUAAAUUUCAAUAAUAUUAAUUAUGAUAUUGAAACUUAAGAAUAUUUUAAAAUUUUAGAGCAUUCUAAAGAUGAAAUGUAGUUUAUUGAUGAAAAAGUUCUAUUAUAAAGUUGGUUAUAACAUAUUAAAUGCGAAAAUUUAAAUUUGAAUGAUGUAGAACAAUAAAUUCAACAUUUGUUAUAAGAUAAAGAUUAAAUAUUUUAAUCACCUCUUAAAUUUACAAGUAAAUAUGAAAAUUCAAUAUUAUAGUUAGUGAAUCUUUACUGUUUUGUAAAUAUUUAAUUUGUAAAUAAUUAAAGAAUACAUAUCCAUUAAAAAAACCAGUUGAGGAAAAUCUAAAAGAAAAACAAAAAUUAAAAUAAAAGUUUUCUGAUUUGAAAUUAUUUUAAGGUAAAUUUGAUUAAUUGAAAUAAAUUAAUUCUUAUUUUACAAGUUCUGAAAAAUCAAAAAUAUUACCUGAAAAUGAAUAAAGAUUAUUUAGUACUAAUUUAGAAGAAAAAGAAUAAUAAGUAUAUGAAUAUUCAACUAAUUUUAUGAAAAAACUUAUUGAAACUGUUUUAAUUGAACUUGGAAAUUAUAAAUAAUAUAAAAAGAAACAUAAAAAAGUUAAAAAUGCUAAAAAAUAAUCAAUAGUUGAAAUUGUGUAACCAGAACCUACUAUAUAAGUAUCUACAGAUAUUAUAAAAGAUGAUGAAUGGAAUGAUAAACCAAAGUCUAAAAAAUAAAGAAAAAAACAAAUUGAAAAACAAAGAAAAAAAGAGUAAAAUUAUCAAAUGAUAUUUCUAGCAAUUUAGAAAGGAAGAAAGUCAAAUAAAUGAAUCAAUCUCAAUUGAAAAAUGUAUAACAAAAUGAUAAAAUAGAAAUAUCAUCUAAAUCUUCUAUAAAGGAUGAUAAUGAAGAUAUAGAAAAUGAUAAUAAUAAUAAUAAUAAUAAUAAUAAUAAUUAAGAAUAUAUAUUUGAAUAAUAAUAAUAAAUUUAGAUCAUUGAAAAAGUAAUUUAAGAAAUUCCAAUUAUAAUUAAUUAAUUACCUGAUGAUGAAAGUGAGUAUAUUGAAGUAUAGAAUAAAAAGCAAUAAAAAAAAUAAAGCAAAUAAAAAUAAUCUAAAAAUAAGAAGUAGUCUAAUAAAAAAGAUAAAGAAUUUAAAGACAAUUAAUCAUUACCAGAUGAACAAUAAUAUAUUCCAGCAUUAAAAAAAUCUACUUCAUAAUCAGUCUAAAAGAAUAAUAAUCAUUAAUAUGAUAAUUUAAAAUUAGAACGGAUGCAAUCUCAAUAAUAAAAUAGGAUUAUUUUAUAAAAAAAAGAGAAUGGAAUAAAUAAAAUUUAAAGAUCAGGAUUAGUUAAAUCAAAAGCUUAACAAAAAGAAUAAAAGUUGUAUACAUAUGAUUUAGAUCAAAAUUAAUUGUAAAAGAUUUAUAAAACUAUAUUGGAAUAAAAGAUUACAAAUGAUGUUAAAUAGAUAUAUUAAAAAGAAAUUGAUUCAUUUAAUAAGUAUAAAAUAGCUAGAAAUAUUUCUAUUUAAAGAGUUUAACAUGUUAUUAAAUCAUAUUUUAAGAAUUGUGAUACUGAAAUCUUUGGAUCAUCUACAACUGGUUUAGCCUUAAAAGAUAGUGAUGUUGAUAUGGUUGUUUAUGGUUUAUAAGUAUAUACAAAGUAAUAAUUAUUUGAACCUAUGAGAAGAUUAAUUGAAAUAUUUAAUGAAUUAUAAUGGGCUGUGUAAUGCAAGUAUAAAUUAUUUAUUAAUAUAAUUUAGACAUAUAUUUUAAGCUUCAGUUCCACUUAUCAAAGUUUUAGUAGAUCCUUCUAUAGACUUUCUUUCAUUCAAAGGAGAGCCAAAAUAUAUUUUAAUGCAAUGUAGAAAUCUUGAUCUCAAUUUAAAAUAUGGAGAUCCAAGUAAUUUUGAGUUUGACUUUAGGUUAAAAUAUCUUUAUUGAUAUUACUUUUGAAUUGACUCCUCCAUAUGCAAUAUAUAAUCCAUAUAUUUAAGCAUUUAAUAUUGGUUUUUAAUCAACUUAAUAUACAAUUGAUAUUUGUGAUAAAAUACAAGGGUUUUCAGAAGUAGCAAUAUAUUUAAAGAAAUUACUUAAAAUAAAAGAUCUGAAUGAUUCAUAUACUGGUGGUAUUAGUUCAUUCUGUUUAACUAUAAUGUUAGCUGCUAUAGGAUAAGAUCAUAAUAUUGGUUAAAAAUUAAUUAAUUUCUUACAUAAAUAUGGAUGUAAUUUUGAUCCAAAUAAAUGGGCUAUAUAUUUAGAUGAAAAGGGAUAAAAUAAUUUUUGUAAUAUUGAAGAUGAAUAAUCAAAUCAACCACUUACUAUUAUAUCACCAAUCAACUUAUAAAAAAUUCAAAUUAAUGUGACUAAGAUAUAAACUAUCUUAUAAUUAUUUCAACAAUUGUAUAUUGAAAUAAUGCAAAAUAUAGAUUAGAUUGAAUCUUGUUUAUAGAAAAAAAUCAACCAGAAAGAAUUAUUAGAUAAUUAUAAUAGUCACUAAAUAUAAAGAUUAGUAGAUCUUGUCUUUUGGCAAUGUCCUAAUCUACUAGAAAGCCACAUUUAAUGA